Molecule: messenger RNA, 3816 nt
Organism: Anopheles nili
Lineage: Eukaryota; Metazoa; Arthropoda; Insecta; Diptera; Culicidae
Exons: 2
Coding region: 1-3369 (1122 amino acids)
Source: RefSeq, a predicted model, not a curated record
AUGCCCCAGUCGACGACCAAUAAGCAUAAAGCAGCCGCAAAGCUGUGUGGUUCACAACAGCUCCCGUUGGAUUCCACCGCCAGUAUGGCAAGUGAUUCGAGACUUUCAACCUUAGCGAUCGGCAGUGGGCAUGGAACCAGUGUAGCACCGAGAUCUAGACCGAAACCAACGCAACAAACUUCGACAACUCCGUCGAUGGGGCUCACGCUUGCCGCCGUGUCGUUGAAUCCCUCACCAAAAAACGUCAUCUCGCCAAUUCCUGCGGCUGUUAUAGAUUGUGACAAGUUUGUGGUCAACUUUGAUGAUAAAUUUCUCGGCGCCUCGAUUCCGAGAAACAGCCCAAUUGUAACGGAAAUCGACACAACUAGUUUUAAGUUUACCGUACCUUCAGCAACUGUUUCACCUGCCACUAUAUUGUCGCCAUUUGAGCAAGAUUCGAUGUCUACUUCCACCACAAUGUCUAUUCGUCCACGGCCAACGGUGUUGUCACAUUCGCAACAGCACAUUUUGAGCAAUUCAAACAGUGAAAAAUCGCUCGUCUCUCCUUUGUCAGGCUCAUCAACGUGGAAUCCAUUUGGGGAUGCAUCUCCCUUUAGUCCCAUCUCAACGCUAACGGAAGAUCAACUGUUUGGCGCAGAAUUUGAUAAGUUACGUCUUGAAGGCAGCCAAACUUCUAUUGUGACUUCACCAGAGGAGAUGAAAUCCGAUCGUUGCAUAUCAUACUGGGGAUCCCAACGCCGAUCCUUAUCUCAGGCCAUUUCCACUGGUAUGAUUGCAACAAACGGAGGCUUAUCGGGGAAAGAUUUGUUGUCACUUGAUGAAGACCCCUUCGGUUCUGCUCCAUUCACGCUUCCAAAGCGUUUUAAACAGAAAAGUGGAUCGUCCAAACUGGCCUCUAAAAUAAGUGACCGUUGGCGACAUGCCGUUGGUAGCGGCCAUGGCGGAGGCAAGGAGAGUUUGAUAGAAAACACUCCUACGGAACCAUACCGCAACGGCAUUGAUGUUGGAACGGGUAGUAAUCACAAGGAGAUUGCCAUCGACAAAUCAGUGCUCGGACCAAAGAAUCUUAAACUAGACGAUCUUAUUAGCAGCGGUGAAAAAGGAUCACCUAGUUUCAUAAAACUUCCAUUGGAUGAUCGCAACAAGUACGAAAAACUCAAUUCCAACGACAUUACAUCGGAUGAUAGCGAUUCCGAAUUUUACGUAGAGUCCAUCGGAUCUAUUUCCGCUACCGCCGGUGGUAUGGUCGGUGGAGGAGGUGUUUCGGGAAUCGGGCACUUGCACAACAGCACUAGCAGUGGUUGUUCAAGUGCGAAAAAGCAAAGCUUUAAACAAUUUGUGGAGAGCAACAUUCCUGAAAAAUUGCAGGCAGUGUAUCAUAAGGUGGACAAGGGCCAAAUGAAAAAUGUACAGCUAGUGAAAAAACUGCGUAGCAAAGUAAUUCAAGCAAGCAAAGAACCUACGACAAUCGCGGGAAGAUCAGUCAAGGCUGAUAAUAAGCGCCAGGGGAAAAAGAACGGUAGUCGACAAGAGCCAAACGCCCCUGAUAUUGCCUCGGAUGAUGAUUCAAUCGGUUCGGCAUCAGAUCUCCGCGCGAAUGAUGAUUUUCCUGAAGGCGACGAGCCAGCCAUUAAAGCUCCAGCGAAUGGUCCAACACGCAGAAAGCCAUUCAACCGGGGAACUUUUGGUGGUGAAGGAAGUGUCGAUGAUUGCAUCAGCGAGAGCAUCAAAACGUGCGGUUCAAGUGCCUACCAUGCUGAAUGUGAAAGUGUUACUACAAACGAGGACAAUACGAGCCGAGUAGUGAUGCGGGUGCGUGUUAAAAAACGAGAACAUGUUGAUUCAAAGCACAGCGUUAUCGAUGAAGACGACUCUGCUGAAGAUGAUAUGAUUCAGGGUGAGAAACCGCUUCUGUUGGACGAUGAAUUAGAUUAUGAAUCGGCUGCUGAGAAUAACACGAGCGGCGAAGAAAUCCUAAUGGAUCCAUUCACGCCCGAGGAUGAAAAUUUGCCCAUAAAGCAAGAAUGUCUAGAUGAUGAUGAUGCAGACGCUGAGUUAGAUCCGUUCGCCUUGGCACCUUUUCGGAAACCGUUCGUAUCGAAGCGCAAUAGUGGCACUAGAUUUAUACCAGAAGUACAUUCCAUUCCGGAACACUGUGCUGCUGGAGGAGUAGACUUCUUGCCACAAGAAUUCAUGGCGUCGACGCCGAUCAAAUCAGCUGGUUCGAACGUUGAGGCCACAUCUUCAAUGUGCGGUGAUUUUUUUAAUCGUAAUACUGAUACAACACCUCAGCCCACAACGCCACAACGUGAAACAUCCCCUAGCGCUCGUAGGGAUCUUUUUGAUUUGGAACCGUUUCCCGCGACGCCAAUUGCCCCGAUCAUCGUACCUGUGGUUUCGCUUGGAAUUGCUGCAUCAACAUCCCCGGUGAUAGUUUCACCACCGAUACCAACGAUAGUUAAUGCAGCAACACAAUCCUCAAAAACCCCAAUAACAACUGCUCAGGAAACGCUAGUCUCACGGAUCACACACGAAUCUGGUGGUGUGACUUUGACUCACAUCAUACCUCACACAACCUCAUCUGGUGCAAAUAUCUCUUUUAUGCCAGUCCUGUCAUCUGCUGCAACCACGUCGCCUUCACCACCAUCCAUCCUAAUUGCUAAUCAAAACCAGCAGUUAGUUGCUCAUCCUAAAGCGCACUACAGCAACCAUUAUAAUAUAGCAGGGUCCCAGCAGUCAAUGUCAGCAAGACAGACUUACAUAAACUUCAGCCAAAUUCCAUUGCAAAACGUUAAUUGUGUGACACCAGAUAACAACUAUGUUAAUUUCUGUCCAGAUGGCGAAGAUGACGACGAUGUGCGUAAUCUCAAGUCGGACGAUUAUGACGACAACAGUAGCGACGUGGUUGUGAAGGUUUCGUCCAAAGGAUUUUUGACCAAAAAGCAGAAAGUGAAGUAUAAUCAUUUGCAAGAGAAAAGCAGCUCAACCGUUAGUCACGAAGAACUCACCAGCACGCUCGGGCAAAAAAUGAAAGCUAACGUCAGUGGAUAUCGUAAGGCUGUUUUAGAUAGUGGCAUAGGGAACGUUGGAAAGAGUAAAAAAGACGAUUCGUCAAAACAACACAAAGGAAACACCAAAGCUGGCUCCAAAACAAUGGGAUUCAGUAAUAUGAGCUUUGAGGACUUUCCUUCGGAUGAACUGGCGGACGAAGCUACAGGAGCAGCGGAUGGUGCACGCUUAACGACGGGAAUCGUCAGUGGAAAACUAAUGAAAAUGGCACCAUUUGAAGUCAUUCGCAACGAAAAGAUGCUUCUCGAAGCGGAGAAAAAGUUCGGCUCAUUAAAACGUCGUAGCAAUCCGUUUUCCUGAUUGUACACCGAAGGAUACAAGAAAAGAAAGUGAAGAAUAGCAGCUAUAUGUUCCUAAUGUAAGGCUACCAACGAAUUAAUUUAUUUAGACUUUAUUCUGUACAAUUUACCAUGCUUUGAUGUCGGACCAAUCGGCUGCUGUAGCACGAUUUCAAAUCCUCAAAGUGGAUGUUGUAGUUCGCAUUGAAAUUCAUUGAGUAUUGAUCAAAAAUUCUGUAAGAAAUAAAUAGCAUGUUUACAAUUCUUAAAAAGAAGGCAUGGCAUGCACUGAACCAAGAGACUGGACUGCUUCGUAAUGUUGAGUGAAAAUUAGUACUUUCAAGUUAGCGAAUACAUAUGAACGCGCACCGUAAGGAAUUUCACCAGAUUCGAAUAGCACACACUAUGAGAAAGAGCACAUACUCGUUUCUUAAGGUAAUAUUAUUUUUCAAAACAUAACUGACACAUA